CGAUAAACACAACAGAACCAGCGCAGCAACCAAAGAAGAAGAAGAAGAACAAGAACAAGAAGAAGAAGGAAUUCCUGGAAAACGCAGUUAUCUAAUUAUCUCAGGAAUAUGGCGAUGCGUGACCUUAUAACUGGUUCAACGGCAUGUCCUGACCCAUCUUCAUCUUCUUCCUCAACUAACCCUCUUAAUGCUCUCGCCAACGCCCUUAUUGGCUCUUACUCUAUUAAGACUCAGGAGAGGUUGCAGGAGAUUCCUACAUCCACUCCAACUGGUCCUCCCUUUCAACAAUUUUACUCCGAGACUCCAUCUCAGCUUCCUGGCUCUGAACUCGAUAAGCCAUUUCUUGAUUCUAAUUCUCAGGGGUCGGAGUUUUUGCAUAGGUUCCGGUCUGCGGGUGGUGGUGAUGGUGCGGUUGGGCUUGAGGAUACGUGGGAUGAGAUACAGCGUGAGGGUGGAGUUAGCCAUACUCCAAUUCCUCAACUUAGGGGACCAGUUCCCCAGCUUCAUCAACCAACAUUGGACGGGACACCACAAAGAGUUCUAUCUAGCUUUUUGCACUCAUUUCUUGAUAGCAGUCGUGGUGGAAUACCUUUUCAUCCUGCUCCUCUCCCAUCACUGGGUUUAUCUGAAGGUGAUAAACAAUGCAUACGUGACCGUAGUAGCAUAAUGGCCAGACAUCUCUUUGCAGAUAAAAGCGAAGAAUUUAUCGAUGCCCAAGUAAAUGCACUUCUAUGCUCUCUAGAUAUUGAUAGCAAUGCUCAUGCUAAGGAACGUAUGCCUGAAAGAUUUCGGGAGCUUGAGGAUUACUGGAAUGAGUCUCAGGGCAACACGAGACUUGGUGCUCGUGCUUCAGAUGGAUGGAUUGCUGAAUAUGGUCAACAUAGGGAAAAACAUGAUAAUCCUGAUUCUUGGGCUAACUCAUUUGAGCAGCAGUAUGGUGUAAAUGGUUGGGUCUCUGAAUUUGAACAUUCUCAAUUGUCAUCUGUUGAUCAAAUGCGAGGUACGAACAUGUCAAACUUUGCUGCAAUGGAGCAGACUCGUAUGCUUGCAAAUACAUUGGCCCAAAAUGGUGACCCUAAAUUUCAGAACUCAAAGUUUCUUCAGUUUGUAUCAAAGAUGAGUCGUGGUGAAUUGAUUAUUGAUGACAAUCAAGUUAAAGAGAGUGCAUUACCUGCUUCUGGAGAUUGGGCAGCAGAAUACCAGCAGCAAUAUAAUCAUGGCCAUGCAUGGGCUGGUGAAUUUUUAAAUGAUAAGGUUUCUCAUGGACCUGAUCAGUGGGCGAAUGAAUUUACAACUGAAAGACAGCAGCAUGGAUUGGUUGAUGAUCAGUGGGUUAAUCAAUUCUCAAAGUUGCAUGUUAAUGACUGGGCAGAGGAAUUUGGUCAGCAAAUUGGUGAAGGAGCCUUCGGGGAGAACUCUUCUGAUAGUUGGGCACAUGCAUACGAUGAGUUCCUAAAUGAGCAAGUUGCUGCCAAGCAGCAGUUAGAUAGUUCAAGGGGCGUGUAUGUUUUCUCAGAUUUAAAUCCUUAUGUUGGCCAUCUGAAUCCACUAAAAGAAGGCCAAGACCUAUUCAGGAAAGGACUUUUAAGUGAAGCCGUUCUAGCAUUAGAAGCUGAAGUUUUGAAAAACCCUGAAAAUGCUGAAGGGUGGAGACUGCUUGGAAUAGCACAUGCAGAGAAUGAUGAUGAUCAACAGGCCAUUGCAGCAAUGAUGCGUGCACAGGAAGCUGAUUCCACAAACCUGGAAGUGCUUCUUGCUCUUGGUGUUAGUCAUACCAAUGAACUGGAGCAAACAGCUGCUCUGAAGUAUCUAUACGGAUGGCUACGCCAUCACCCGAAGUAUGGGGCACUUGCCCCGCCUGAGAUGUCUAAUUCUUUGUACUAUGCAGAUGUUGCUAGAUUAUUCAAUGAAGCAGCUGAAAUCUCGCCAGAUGAUGCUGAUGUCCACAUAGUUCUUGGGGUCCUGUACAACUUAUCCAGAGAAUAUGACAGAGCCAUUGCAUCUUUUCAAAGAGCGUUGAAACUUAAGCCGCAGGAUUACUCUCUCUGGAACAAGCUUGGUGCGACACAAGCAAACAGUGUUCAAAGUGCAGAUGCAAUAAUGGCUUAUCAACAGGCACUAGAUUUAAAACCUAAUUAUGUUCGAGCUUGGGCAAAUAUGGGUAUCAGUUAUGCAAAUCAGGGCUUAUAUGAAGAAUCCAUUCGUUAUUACGUUCGAGCACUUGCAAUGAAUCCAAAAGCAGAGAAUGCAUGGCAAUAUUUGAGAAUUUCAUUGAGCUGUGCUUCCAGGAAUGACUUGUUCGAAGCUUGCGAUAGUCGCAAUCUGGAUCUUCUCCAGAAGGAGUUUCCACUACAGGGAGCUGAAAGACUGGUCAAGUGACUAAGCCUGCACGUGUAUAGGAGGGAUUGUUCCAUUAAUCUUUCAACAUAUGGUGUAUAUCAUGAAAGUACAUCAACCUACAUUCGAUUUUGAUACAGUUACACACUCCAUUUCUGAAUGAUACAAAAGCUAUUUGUCAUAGGAAAGCUGCAUUACUGAAGUUUUUUUAUUAUAAAGUUGGGCAUAUUGUGUAUCUAGGUAUAUAACUAAACAAGAUUC
Messenger RNA from Gastrolobium bilobum, 2598 nucleotides. Its product is annotated as peroxisome biogenesis protein 5. The record is from RefSeq and is a predicted model, not a curated record. Gene Ontology annotation, biological process: protein import into peroxisome matrix, docking. The transcript has 16 exons. Lineage: Eukaryota; Viridiplantae; Streptophyta; Magnoliopsida; Fabales; Fabaceae. Gene Ontology annotation, molecular function: protein binding. Gene Ontology annotation, cellular component: peroxisomal membrane; cytosol. Bases 109 to 2379 code for a protein of 756 amino acids.